UGACAAUCAACUUUCUCUCAAUUGUUUUAACUGAAAACUUUAAAAAUCUACUCUCUUAGCAAUACUGUAUUAUUAACUAUAGUCAUGCUGUUGUACAUUCAUCCCUGUGACCUAUUUAUUUUAUAACUGGGAGUUUGUUCCUUUCGAGCCCCUACCCGUUUCACUCACCCCCACCCCUACCUCUGGCAACCACCCAUCUGUUCUUUGUAUCUAUGAGCUUAGUUUUUAAAUUAAAUACAUUUUUUUUAAGAUCCCACAUAUAAGUGAUCUCAAAUGGUAUUUGUCUAACUUAUUCCACUUAGCAUAAUGCCCUCUAGGUCUAUCUAAUUCUUCUUCUUUUUUUUCCCCUGGAUUAGCACCUGCUUAUUUUUCAAGACUUGGCUCAGGAGGCAUCUUAUCCAGGAACUUUCCCCUGUUCUUCCACAGAACCUGCAGGUUCUCAUGGGAAUCUGUCUUUGGAGGAACUUUGACUUAAUUUUCCACAAGAACAGACUUGAUUUCUCUUAUCUCUGCAAUGUGGAACUUCAGAGAUGACUGUUCAAGGAGGAAGAGAAUAAUGAUAAAUACAGUGGUGAUCUGCAAGUCAAGUUAAAAUGUCUCCGGAAGUGGCCUUGAACCGAAUUUCUCCAAUGCUCUCCCCAUUCAUAUCUAGCGUGGUCCGCAAUGGGAAAGUGGGACUGGAUGCUACAAACUGUUUGAGGAUAACUGACUUGAAAUCAGGCUGCACGUCAUUGACUCCUGGACCCAACUGUGACCGAUUUAAAUUGCACAUACCAUAUGCUGGAGAGACAUUAAAAUGGGAUAUCAUUUUCAAUGCCCAGUACCCAGAGCUGCCUCCCGACUUUAUCUUUGGAGAAGAUGCUGAGUUCCUGCCAGACCCCUCUGCUCUGCAUAACCUUGCCUCCUGGAAUCCAUCAAAUCCUGAAUGUCUCUUACUUGUGGUGAAGGAACUUGUGCAACAAUAUCACCAAUUUCAAUGCAGCCGCCUCCGUGAGAGUUCCCGCCUCAUGUUUGAAUACCAGACGUUACUGGAAGAGCCGCAGUAUGGAGAGAACAUGGAAAUUUAUGCCGGGAAAAAAAACAGCUGGACUGGUGAAUUUUCAGCUCGUUUCCUUUUGAAGUUGCCAGUGGAUUUCAGCAAUAUUCCCACAUACCUGCUCAAGGAUGUGAAUGAAGACCCUGGAGAAGAUGUGGCCCUCCUUUCUGUCAGUUUUGAGGACACUGAAGCCACUCAGGUGUAUCCUAAGCUGUACUUGUCACCCCGAAUUGAACAUGCACUUGGCGGCUCCUCAGCUCUUCAUAUCCCAGCUUUUCCAGGAGGAGGAUGUCUCAUUGAUUAUGUUCCUCAAGUGUGCCACCUGCUCACCAACAAGGUGCAGUAUGUGAUUCAAGGAUAUCACAAAAGAAGAGAGUAUAUUGCUGCUUUUCUCAGUCACUUUGGCACGGGUGUCGUGGAAUAUGAUGCAGAAGGCUUUACAAAACUCACUCUGUUGCUGAUGUGGAAAGAUUUUUGUUUUCUUGUACACAUUGACCUGCCCCUGUUUUUUCCUCGAGACCAGCCGACUCUCACAUUCCAGUCCGUCUAUCACUUUACCAACAGUGGACAGCUUUAUUCCCAGGCCCAGAAAAAUUAUCCAUACAGCCCCAGAUGGGAUGGAAAUGAAAUGGCCAAAAGAGCAAAGGCUUAUUUCAAAACCUUUGUCCCUCAGUUCCAGGAGGCAGCGUUUGCCAAUGGAAAGCUCUAGGAAACACCAGUCUUGAGAGGUGGCCAGCCAGGCUGCUCUGUCCACAUGCGUGUCAGCACAUAUGGCCGCUUCCUGGAAGCCAUUGGAAUGUCUUCACGGCAGCAUUUCACUCACACAGCAGCUUUGCGCCCCGACUGGAACCCACACUUGAGCUGGCUGGCGGGCACCUGGGUCCCAGAGCCCCCCACCUCUGGUUGCCCCCUCUUUGUUUCCUUCAGUAUACUUCUUAGUUGGAAGAAAUAAAGUCACAAAUCAGGAUGCUGUUACUUUUCCAGGGAACGUAAGACAUCAUAAAUGCACACACCCUGAUUCCAAA
This is a messenger RNA of Lagenorhynchus albirostris (white-beaked dolphin), 2061 nucleotides long. It is a transcript of the gene BABAM2, whose product is annotated as BRISC and BRCA1 A complex member 2. NCBI's taxonomy places the organism in Eukaryota, Metazoa, Chordata, Mammalia, Artiodactyla, Delphinidae. The record is from RefSeq and is a predicted model, not a curated record. Gene Ontology annotation, cellular component: BRCA1-A complex; BRISC complex. The coding region runs from base 594 to 1745 and encodes 383 amino acids. The transcript is spliced from 13 exons. Gene Ontology annotation, biological process: double-strand break repair.